Messenger RNA from Paramecium sonneborni, 1308 nucleotides. The record is from the annotation of a GenBank genome assembly. Lineage: Eukaryota; Ciliophora; Oligohymenophorea; Peniculida; Parameciidae.
AUAAAUUUAUGGGAUAUUUCAAAAAUAGGCCACCAUUCCAAAAGAGAGUAGCAAACUCAUCUCUUCUAAGUUAAUCUGAUGAAAUUUUAUUGGAUGAUCUAUUAUUUUUAAUUUCAUGCUUUGAGAAUAAUCAUUCAGAGUUUAUAACAAAAGCACCAUCAUAUUAUAUAUAAUAGUAUUUCCAACUAACAUGUGAAUAGUAUAAAUACUUAAAUUUUAUUUAGGGAAUUUGCAAAUUCAUAUCAAAUAAGAAAUAAAGUUCUUUUGACAUGCCAUUUGAUGUUGCACGAAUUUUAAUUAGGUAUUGAUUUUGCAGAUCACUUUUUGAAUUAGAAGUUUACAAUUCUUAUGAAUAGAAAAUCGCCAACACUUAUAAAAACAAAUCAAUAAAAAGAAGAAUGGCUAUCAGCAAAUAUUUAAUUAAGCUAUUUUCAAUAUUUACAAAAACUUGCCGUUAAUAUUUAAGUUUUUCAUGCCUGCAAAGUUUAACAAUAUCCAUUAUUUUAAGAAGGACAAAAAUUUAUUGAUAUAUAAACAAAGCUACUGUGGUUAUUUAAAAUAAGCAAUUUAGUAUAUUAAUUAUUUAAAGUGUAAGGUUAAUAGUGGAUUAGGAUAAAUGGAAGCUUUGAAAUCUGCAUUACAAAUGGUGCCUGAAGAUUUAUUAUUAAAAGAGAUAGUACUUGUAUACUGGUCAGACAUAAUAGUCUUUUAUAAUUUUUUAAGCAAAGAGGUAUUAUAUUAUGAGAACUAUAGAUUUUAUAAUUAUUAGAUUAUUAUAGACAUUUAGCGACACAUAUUUGUUUGUAAUUCUACGAAUUAUAUUUACAAUUAUUUUAAAUAAGGAAUUCUAUAUCUGAUUUAUAUAAAUAUAGGAAACAUUUUGAUAGAGAUAAUGUUAUUAAAUAACCAAAAUGGUUUGAUGUAAAUAAACCAGUUCAUAAAUAAAUAGAAGAGUUUAUGUUAAAAUAAAAAUUAAAUAUGGGUAAUCAUACAGAUAGAACUCCAUAAAAACCUUAAAUAUCAAGUAGAGGUUCAAAAUCAUAGAUUGCAUUUGAUACAAGAAUAGAUUUAAGUAAAGUAACAAGGAAAGAUAAUACAAUAAAAACACAUAGAGCUGGUAGAUAAGGAGAUAGUGAUGGAGAUGAUGAGGAUUUUGAAGAAUUAAAAUAAAUCCUACAAAAUUCAAAUAUGCAAUCUAAAUUAACUAAAAAAAAAUAAUAAUAAAAAUAAUAACAAUAGUAAGAUUCUUAAGUGUCUUUCUAAAAAUAAUCUCAAGAAGAAGGCACUGAUUUACCUAAAGGUGAUUGA